Durusdinium trenchii is the source of this 527-nucleotide messenger RNA. The record is from the annotation of a GenBank genome assembly. NCBI's taxonomy places the organism in Eukaryota, Dinophyceae, Suessiales, Symbiodiniaceae.
CACAGCGCCUCCAGUGUUGUGAGCUGCCCUACUGCGCCACUGGCGUUUUGCAGCAGAGAUGUUGCAGGUCGGGAUCGAGGCCGCCAGUUUCAUUGUGGCAAGCGCGUUUAUUCUCAGAGAGUGGAAGGCCUCCAGGAGGUGGGGAGGACAACGCGGCGCGAAACCGGGGGUGGAGGACGUUGGAGGUCGAGGGUCGAGGCCGCAAGCAGUUUCAUGGUGUGAAAACCUUCUUGGAUUUCCUCUUCACUCGAAGGAUGGGAAAGAAGAGGAGAAUCAGAAGCUGAUGCAGGACGUUCGGUGCUCGACCCACCGACCGCGGACCGACUCCAGGAGCGUCUCAGGCUUCUCUGAAAACUGACAGAAAGGACGCCAAAGGCCCUAGGGUCGCUGGGCGGCAACGUCCGAGCUGUGGACUCCGUGGCUUCCCGGUAGAGGACGCGUGGAAGAGAGGUGCAAACGGCGCAAGCAUUUCGCCUGAACUUCUUGAGCGUGUUUCACCUCCGUGGGACUGGUUUUGCGAGUGGAGA